Messenger RNA from Rana temporaria (common frog), 1380 nucleotides. RefSeq names its product squalene synthase-like. The record is from RefSeq and is a predicted model, not a curated record. NCBI's taxonomy places the organism in Eukaryota, Metazoa, Chordata, Amphibia, Anura, Ranidae. Gene Ontology annotation, biological process: cholesterol biosynthetic process; farnesyl diphosphate metabolic process. The transcript is spliced from 10 exons. Gene Ontology annotation, cellular component: endoplasmic reticulum membrane. The coding region runs from base 61 to 1380 and encodes 439 amino acids. Gene Ontology annotation, molecular function: squalene synthase [NAD(P)H] activity.
CUAUAAAUACGGCCGGUGUGUGUGGAGGCGGCGAUCGCAGAGAGCGGAUCAUCCCCGGCCAUGGAGUUCCUGAGGUCACUCUUCUACCCCAAGGAGAUCUACAACCUCAUCAGGUACAAGAUGGGCGGCCUGACCAAGGUGGAGCAGGACUCCAUGAGUGAGAGCCUACAGACCUGUUACAAAUACCUGAAUGAGACUGGCAGGAGCUACGCACCAGUCAUCCAGGCUGUGGAAGGGGAGCUACGGCACGUAUUUUGUAUCUUCUAUGUGGUUCUGAAAGCUAUGGACACUGUGGAGGACGACAUGACUAUCAGUCUGGAGACCAAAAUCCCCAUUCUGAAAAACUUUCACAAUCUACUGUACCAGCCUGACUGGAGGUUCAUGGACAGCAAGAAGUAUAGUCGCCAAGUGCUAGAGGAUUUCCCAACUAUCUCUCGGGAGUUUAGGAACUUGGGUGUCUUCUACCAGGAGGUGAUUGCCAAUGCUGUUCGUGAGGUAGCGUUUGGGAUGGCGGAGUACCUACAGAAGCAAAUAGAGUUUGUGCAAGAUUUGGACAAGUACUGUGAUUAUGUAUCCUCUUCGUUGACACGUAGCCUGUCAGUGAUAUUUUCUGUCUCGGGUCUGGAGGAUCCUAUUGUAGGAGAGGAUAAGAGGUUGUCCAACUCCUUUGGUCAGUUCUUGCAGAAAACCAACAUCAUCCGUGACUUCCUGGAAGACCAGCUAAACGGCCAAGCAUUCUGGCCAAAAGAGGUGUGGAGUAAAUAUGGGAAGAACUUGUCUGACUUUACCAAGCCGGAAAAUAGUGUGCCAGCCGUGCAGUGCCUGAAUGAGCUCAUCACCAAUGCCCUGCAAUAUGUGCCCGACGUCUUGCUUUACCUGUCCAGACUGCGAAACCAAAGCACGUUCAAAUUCUGUGCAGUGCCGCUGAUGAUGGCUAUCGCUACAUUGGCCACCUGCUACAACAACCCGCAAGUGUUUCAAAUAAAGGUGAAGAUCCGGAGGGGUCAGGCUGUUACUCUGAUGAUGGACACCACAGAUAUGCAGGCUGUAGAAGCCAUCACAUGUCAGUAUGUGGAGGAGAUCUACCGGAAGAUUCCCCUGACAGACCCGUCAUCUGAGCAGACACGAAACAUCCUGGCUACCAUUAGGAAAUUCAGUAUACCUAAUGGCUCUACAGACUCUGCCAAACCUGGAAAUUGGUUACUUGAAUAUGUAUAUAUACCAUAUUUAUCGGCAUAUAACACGCACAAGCGUAUAACACGCACCCUAACUUUAAGAGGGAAGUUCAUCUACUAUGAAAGAAGAAAGUCAGUAGGUCACAUCCUUGGAGUGUUUUGUAGCAAACUAAGCACUUCCAUGUUCUAUAACCAGAUUGUUUAG